Triplophysa rosa is the source of this 9826-nucleotide messenger RNA. It is a transcript of the gene megf6b, whose product is annotated as multiple EGF-like-domains 6b. Bases 229 to 5010 code for a protein of 1593 amino acids. Lineage: Eukaryota; Metazoa; Chordata; Actinopteri; Cypriniformes; Nemacheilidae. The transcript has 38 exons. Gene Ontology annotation, molecular function: scavenger receptor activity; protein binding; calcium ion binding. The record is from RefSeq and is a predicted model, not a curated record.
UUUACUGCAGCUCCUACAGGAAGAGCAAGUGUCCUGGGGGCAUUUGGCUUUGAGUUUCCCUCUGAGGUUCUCCUCCUGCCAUUCGCUCCCGACCAGACCAGUGCUACCUCAGCCCGGAGGAUCUCCACACACUUUAAUAUGGACUCAGAUUCUUCAAGGGCUUAACAUUUUUUAAGCGUCUUUUUCGGCUGCACGAUUUAUUUUGACCGUUCAGAAAAGCAUCUGAGGAUGGAUACGGUUUAUUUUUUAAUCAUUUUAAUUCAUGGAAUUCAUGCAGCAUCCCGUUCUGGAAAGGAUCUGAUGCCACAAAUGCCGAACGUGUGUACGGAGCGAGAGGUGAAGCUGGUGGCUCACAUGCAGCCGUGUGUCCAGGCCUUCACUCGAAUGGUUAAAGUCUGGAAACAGGGCUGUCAGGGACACUCGUGGUGUAUGAACUAUGAGAGGAGGACGGCGUAUUACACGGCGUACAGACAAGUGUAUCGUCAGGAAUAUCAGACUGUUUCCAAGUGUUGUCCAGGCUGGUCACAGCUCAAUGGAGAAGCCGGAUGUCUCUACCCUGUCUGCAGUUAUGGGGUGUGUUUUAAUGGAGGUCACUGUAGGGAAGGUUCCGCUCAACUCUGUGACUGUCCGGCCGGCUUCAGCGGUCCAAGCUGUCAGUACGAUGUAAACGAAUGUGAAGAGACAAACGGCGGCUGUGAAGCUCUGUGCUGUAACACCAUCGGCAGUUUCUACUGUAAGUGUCCUGCAGGACAAGAGUUGAAAGAGGACGGCAAGACCUGUCAGGAUAUUGAUGAAUGCCAGGUGCACAACGGAGGCUGCCAGCACAAGUGUGUGAACACCAGGGGCUCGUAUCACUGCCAGUGUAACGCUGGAUCACGGCUGCACGUCGACGGACGGACCUGCAUCGCUGUCCACUCAUGCAGUGUCGGAAACGGCGGCUGUGAGCAUUUGUGUGUCCAGCAGACUGCAGGUCAUGUUCAGUGUCGCUGUCGGCCUGAUUACAAACUCACCGCGGAUGGAAAACACUGUAAAUUGGAGAACCCGUGUGCGCUGAGGAAUGGUGGUUGUUCUCAGAUGUGUCAGAGGGCGGGCGAUCGCGCCCGCUGUGGAUGUCGAUCAGGUUAUACGCUGGCCGAAGACGGGAAGACUUGUGAAGACACUGAUGAGUGUCAGACGGGUCAGGCAGACUGCUCUCAUGGCUGCCAAAACACCAGAGGAUCGUUUGUGUGUGUGUGCCACGCUGCCUAUGAAUUGGGUGUUGAUGGGAAACAGUGCUAUCGUAUUGAGAUGGAGAUUGUCAACAGUUGUGAUCAUAACAACGGUGGCUGUUCUCAUCACUGUGAACAUUCCACCAAUGGACCCGUGUGCAGCUGUAACCAAGGAUACAAGUUAGAUGAUGACCACAAGACGUGUAUCGAUAUAAAUGAAUGUGGAGACGGCGGCUCUUGCUGUGAGCAGGAAUGCACAAACUAUCCUGGAGGUUAUGAAUGUUAUUGUACAGCCGGAUAUCGCUUGAAUACGGACGGAUGCAGCUGUGAUGAUAUAGAUGAAUGUCUGGCUGAAAAUGGAGGCUGUGAUCACAGGUGUCAGAACAGCGCUGGGUCGUUUCAGUGUUACUGUAAACGCGGUUACCGCCUCGAUGAAGACCGCCGCUCAUGUGUUUCGUUGCAGGAUACUGUGGAGGCUUUAAGCAGCGGUCAGUCUGUUGAAAGACCUCGACCUCAGCUGACCCUCCUACAGGACUAUGAGCAGAUCCUGGAGAGAUACGAUGACUAUGAAGAGGACGCUGGAGAACUAAGAGCUGAAAACACACUAGCUGAGAAGUUCAUAUGUCUGAAUGAGUCGUUCGGCUCUGACUGCAGUCUGUCGUGUGAGGACUGUGUUAACAGUGGAGUGUGUAACACACACAGAAGGGGAUGUGACUGUCCUGAUGGAUGGACUGGAAUCAUCUGUAAUGAGACGUGUCCGUCAGGUUGGUUCGGCAGAAACUGCUCAUUCAACUGUAAGUGUAAGAAUGGUGGUGUGUGUGAUCCGGUCACAGGAAGCUGUAAAUGUCCACCAGGGGUCAGUGGAGAGCUCUGCCAGGACGGUUGUCCGAAGGGUCUCUACGGGAAGUUCUGUAAUAAGAAGUGUAAUUGUGCUAAUAACGGACGCUGUCAUCGGACAUACGGGGCGUGUCUGUGUGACCCGGGCCUGUACGGACGUUUCUGUCACUUGCCGUGUCCUCGGUGGAUGUUUGGACCGGGCUGUUCCGAAGAGUGUCGCUGUGUCCAGAAGAACUCCGUGGAGUGUCAUCGUCGCCAUGGCGCCUGCAUCUGUAAACCAGGUUACCGGGGCGACACCUGCAAAGACACGUGUGAAUCAGGAUUCUACGGCUCCGGGUGUGACAGAAAAUGCACCUGUCCACCUGGAGUGUCGUGCGAUCAUGUGACCGGAGCGUGUCAGCCCCAGUGUUCAGCUGGAAAGAGAGGAGAGAAAUGUGAUGAAGACUGUGUUGAUGGGAGAUUUGGGAUUGGCUGCUCUCAGUCAUGUGACUGCUCGGGGGCAUCAUGUGAUAAGAUCACCGGCCAAUGCGUGUGUCCCGCCGGCACGUUUGGGGAACGCUGUGAGAAAGAAUGUGCUGAAGGUUAUUGGGGCGUUGACUGUCGGGAAUCGUGUCCGCCGUGUGCAAACGGAGGUGUUUGUAACAAGCGUAACGGGACGUGUGUGUGUUCAGCGGGAUUCCUCGGCAGACUGUGUCAGAACUCGUGUCCGGCGGGCCGGUUCGGUCGGGGUUGUCUGCUGAGAUGUUCCUGUGAUAACGGGGGUCGCUGUAAUCCUGUAAGCGGCCGCUGCUCGUGUCCCGCCGGCUGGACGGGACACAACUGCAUGAAAGCGUGUGAUGUUGGUCGCUGGGGUGUGGACUGUGUGAACGUGUGUGGAUGUCAGAACGUUGAUGGAGGGUGUGACGCUCAGACCGGACGCUGUCAAUGUGAGGCGGGUUUCACAGGACCAACAUGUGACCAGAAGUGCCCUGCUGGUUCUUUUGGAGCGGGCUGUAAGCAUCGCUGUCAGUGUGAAAAUCAGGCAUCAUGUGAUCACGUGGGCGGGGCUUGUACCUGUAACGUCGGCUGGACUGGAACUUUCUGUGAAAAGCCGUGUCCUCAGGGAUUUUAUGGUCUGGACUGUCAGCAGAAGUGUGUGUGUAUGAAUGGAGCUCUAUGCAGUCACAUCACUGGUGAAUGUUCCUGUCUGCCUGGCUGGAUUGGACCACAUUGUAACCAAACGUGUGCUGUUGGGUUCUAUGGAGACGGCUGUUCUCAGACCUGUGUGUGUCACAAUAACAGCAGUUGUAAUGCAGUGAGCGGUCAGUGUGAAUGCAGCGCCGGCUGGACGGGAAACACCUGCUCACGACAAUGUUCUCCAGGAUUCUUCGGCGUGGGUUGUGGUCAGAGAUGCCUGUGCCAGAAUGGUGGUUUGUGUGACCCUGUGAAUGGCCACUGCGUUUGCCCCAGCGGAUGGACGGGCUCUGCUUGCGAACGGGAAUGUCCAGCGGGUCGGUUCGGGUCAGACUGUCAGGACAGUUGUGAGUGUCGGAACGGUGGUCAGUGUGACAGACAGACGGGUGGUUGCGUUUGUCAGCCUGGCUGGACCGGAGAACUCUGUGAGAACGCAUGUGUGUCUGGACGUUUUGGAGCCAGCUGUGAGGGUCAAUGUGAGUGUGAACACAACGCUCCCUGUCAUCAUGCGAGUGGCGAGUGUUCCUGUCCCGCCGGAUGGAGAGGACGACGCUGUGAGAAAGCAUGUCUGCCGGGCUCAUACGGUGAGAAAUGCCUUCAGCGCUGCUCCUGCCCGACGGGAACAUCAUGUCAUCAUAUGAGCGGAAACUGCGGCUGUCCCGCUGGAUUUACCAGCCACGGCUGUGAAGAGAUUUGUCUGCCCGGCACGUAUGGCAUGGACUGUAAUCAGUUGUGUCAGUGUUCAGAGAGUAACCAGCUGUGCCAUCCAGUGUCCGGAAAAUGUUACUGCGCCCCCGGAUUCACAGGACCAAAGUGUGACCUUGAGUGUGCUGAAGGUUUCUAUGGACCCGACUGUGAGCGGCAGUGUCAGUGUUUGAAUGGAGGACUUUGUGUUUCUGUCUCGGGCACCUGCAAAUGUGCACCUGGUUUCAUCGGUGCCAGAUGCAAUCUGACGUGUCCGGCCGGACGUUACGGGCAGGACUGUGCUCAUGUGGCGGUCUGCGGGAAGGGUGCGAGGAAUGAUCCGGUCACAGGCAGAUGUAUCUGUGCAGCAGGACAUCGUGGUGAAAACUGUGAUCAAGGCUGCGCUGCGGGCUGGUUUGGUUCAGAUUGUUCACAGAGAUGUAACUGUAGCAGUGGAGGUGUGUGUGACGCUGUUGCUGGAAACUGCUUGUGUUCUCUCGGACGGACCGGACAACAUUGUGAGAAAGAAUGUCCAGAAGGCAGGUUUGGUCCCGACUGUGCUCUGGAGUGUGUGUGUCAGAAUAACAGCACCUGUGACGGGGUAACCGGUGUCUGUCAGUGUGAAGCCGGAUAUUAUGGACACCGCUGUGAACACGUUUGUCCUGCCGGUCUAUACGGGUCUCAGUGUUCUCAGCGGUGCGAUUGUGUAAAUGAUGCUCGGUGUCAUCCCAGUACAGGACAGUGUCUCUGUCCCGCCGGCUUUCAUGGAUCUCGCUGUGACAGACUUUGUGAGCAGGGCACAUUCGGUCAGAACUGCUCUCAGUCAUGUGACUGCGCAGACGGCAGGUCAUGUGACCCUGCGAGCGGCAGGUGUAUCUGUCCCUCGGGAAAAACCGGGGCCAGGUGUGACAGCGACUGCAGUAUGAACCGCUUCGGCCCAGACUGCGCUCUGACAUGUGAAUGUGAGCACGGAUCUCAGUGUGACAGCAGAAACGGACGCUGCACGUGUCUGAAUGGCUGGAUUGGUCUCACGUGUUCUGAACGUGGACCUCCACAACUGGACCACAGAAGUUCAGAAGCGGCUCAGCUGCGUCCCAACAGCUCGUAGCACCAACACAACCGUGUCUUAGAGACAGAAGACAAAAGCACAAAUGUAUUUAUGAACCGUUUGUGGGUUCUUUUGGACCCGCUGGAACCUCUUCUGCAUUAACUGGAUGCGAAAGCGAGGAACACUUGCAACAAACUGUUGGACACUGUGAUGACUCGGCAGUGCUGUAUUUUGAGUGCACUUUCAUGUGAUUGUCAACUGCAAAUCACAGUGAGAGAAUUUACAACAAUGCAAACAAUAAAAAAAACAGCGAUUACGUUUCAGACACGGACAGUUUAUUUACUGAGAUGCAGACAGAUGCCCAGUGUGCUUUGGACCGUAGUCCAUACUUGAUCAUUUGUCAUUUACUGUUCUGUCAAGAGUAUCGUUUUAUGGUCUGUGUUAAGAUGUUUUAACAAGACUGGUUUUACAUUUCACGCAAAGCAUCAAUUAAAUUGGAAAUAAAGCGUCCCCUACAAAAAUAAGUAUACUUUGGUAAAGUUCAGGUGUAAUUUUAAAUAUACCUUAUGUAGUAAGUAUAUAGUAUACUCAGUAUACACGUAAAUCUUCCAUUUCAAACCUAUUUGGGAAUAAAAUGGUCAAUUGCACUUUUAAGUGUACUUUAAGUAGGAAACUUUUAAUACAAAACUACUUUAUAACUAAAUUUUUCUGAGAAGCACAUAAAAAACAUAUUUUUGAUGUAAAAGUAUACUAAUAGCGCACUUGAAUAUUCUUCUUUUUUGUAAAGCGUUUUAUUUUAAUGCUAUUAAAAUUAACAAAACGAUGAACAAAUACAAAUGAGACACUUAGAAAACAUUAAAAUAUAGUACACAAUUGUAUUUUCGGACAGUUUUGUUUGACCUCGAUGGCAGGCUGAUGUCUUUAUGUGGACAUCGUGAAGAUGUUUAUAUGCACAUGAAGUGAUUUCUCUCGAUCUUAUUAAUGGUGCUACAUUGCCCUUUUAUUAAAGAAGGGCUUGUAUAUGAAAUUCUUCAUAUCAGGAACUUACGUUUUGUUUUUUGUAUAUUGAUGUUCCAGUGCUUUAGCCUUUUCAAAUCUGAAGUUUUAUUUAUAUUUUGUAAAGUACACAAUUGUAAAUGUUACAUAAAGUCUAUAACAUGUGAACUGCUUAAAAAUAAAGAUGUUUUCACUCAUGCUGGUUAAAUAGUCAAUGAAAAAAAAUCACCCACUGCUUAGUUAAAGCGCCAUUUAAAUACAUUGCACACAGUGAUCCAGAUCAAUCCAAUGAUAAAUAAAUGAAAUGUUUAAAUCUUCUAUUUGAUGACAGGUCAUACUGGAAAUGGAAGGUCAAGUUUUAUUUCACGUGUGAUGUAGGCACUAUUCAUCUGCGGCACUAUUUAGGAAAACAAGGACACACAAAGUUUGUUUUCAUAGUCAUUGUUUUAUAGUUGUCAUUUCAUAGAUACAGUGGCUGUACAUCUCUAAAUUCAGAUUCAAGCGCAAUGCAGUGAGCAAAUGCCUUUUCGUGAAAAUAAAAGAACAUACAAGGCUGAAGUGAUCACCAUGAGUACUUUUUAUGUAUAUAUAUGUACAAAGGUCAAACUAUAUACAGAUAUCCGACUCGACAUACAGUAUUUCUCCACGAAGCGUGGAAUUGUAGCUUGCCAUUGUAUACAUUUCACAGAAGUCUCUAAAAAUGCAUAAUCAGUGCAAAUAAUUGCUCUUUGUAAUCAUCGUCAUCCUCAGUCAGUACCACCAGAGGGCAACAAAGGACGGUGAAAAAAUAAAAUCAUAUUCUUGUCUUAAUCUUUGUAAAAUAGUAAACGUGAAAAAUAAUCUCAUUGGGAAAUAAAGCAUGAAAAUAAUCAUUCAACACGCAUCCAACUUCUCCGACCUGAUAAAUACCCAUUUUACACAGCUACCAUUUCCACUUUUCCCUGCUCAGCCAAUUUAAGUCUCAUCAAAAUAAACAAAAUACCACCAUUUGAGUUGGUCAUAUGUUUCAAACUUCUGAAAGCUAGAUUCAUUUAUAUUUUUAAGGUAAUACAAUUGUACCACUAAAUGGGGGUAUUAUCAUACUCCAAACAAAUGAAGUGCUAGAACUCAUCCACAAGCAUCUACUUUACAUCCAGACACAGGCUGACAUGUAACACACUAAAUCAAACUGAAAAUAUUAGUGAAAAGCAGACAUCUCCCGUCUUACAAAAUAAAACAUGUAAACCAAUGUCAGUGUUAUGUGAGAAAUGAGCAGAUUAAUUUUCGUUUUGCCUUUUACUAUCCAUCCUGAACGUCAGCUCUAGUAUCUAAAAAACACAGUGAUGAGGACACAUCAAUAUCAACACCUCAUUCACAUCUUAUCUAAACACAACUCAACCGUCUUCCCCAAAUCUACAGUUUUGAUUAGAAAUCUGGAAACUAGUUCGUACACUCAACACUUCUGAUGAUAAUACACAAUGAAAUGUUACGAGUUCAACACAAGUGAAGCUCAAAUGAUGAAAAUAAACAAUAUACAUAUUAUUACACUAGUAUUUUAUCAUUUCGAGCUUGCAAAAACAAGAUGUUUAGGGAAACUUUUUGUUUGUUUAUGAAAUAAAGCAUCCAUGGUAAUGUCUUGACCAAGCUUCACUUGUACUGAACCCAGAAUGACUCAUGACCCAGCUAACAAAAACGAACGUUUCAUUAAGUUUUAAAAAUGAUAUUUCCUAAUCUUAUAAUCGUUCCACUAUCUAUGUAGCAUUUUUUAACCGUAUACUGUAAUAAUGAUAAAAUGCUUUUUCCACAUUGCUGCAAAAACGUUUUGAUAACCUUGAGACAACGUUUAGAGAACGUUAGCAAAAGUUCUGAGUGUUUCCUGUUAGCUGGGGAAGUUUAAAACAGUACAAACACAAAUGCAUCAUGACCAACUAAACAAAUAAGGUGCAAGUUGGAAUAAUUAUUAACACACAAUAAACACCACGUGUCUCCAACCGUUCUUCAGACGACACACUAACUCACAGAUGCUAUGGACACCAGUUCAGGUGGGUAAUGUAGCUGUUACUCAACCCGAUACACAAAACCAUUGAACUUUGAAGAAUGAAUUGCCGUGAGCACAUGAUUCUGAGAAUACUUGGUCUGAUCGUAAGGUAUUUUUUGAACAUCAUCAUGAAUGAUAUUUUACAAAAGGUACCGUCUUAACAUUUGUGCAAAUCUGUUUGAAAAGGACUUAAAAAGCAGCACUAGCCAGUUUUAAAGAUGUGCACUAAAUGCGAGUGACCGCAUGCUUCCGAAAUAAACCUCAUGCUUGAUCAGCGACAGGUCGACUAAACGGUGAACGCUAGAAAGAGUUCGGCCUCCUUAUCAAUUUCAAUAAUAUCUUAUUGAUGAAUUGGUUUUGUGACCCAUCUCCAUUCAGAAAAAGAUCUAAAGACUGUUGUGAUCUAAAGAUCUAAUGUUUAUUUGUAUAUAUGUACUUAAAUUUAUAGCGCUACCAAGAGCAUGACACGUCAGAAUGGCUAUACAAAGAAGAGGAAAGAUGGCAAAGCACAGUUUAAAGGCCAAAUACAUGCCGCUAAAAACAGAGGACACGGGGGUCAUGAUAUAGACAGGAUGAGGGAUAGAUCUUUGGCUUAAGCCACACAUAUCAUCUCUGGUACAUUGUGAAAAUGUCCAGCGAACAGAAAUGAGAUGUUAGACAAUUUAGCUCACGCUGUCGCACAUACACACGCUUACACACAAGCGAACCGAGACAUUCUACCGCAGUCCCUGAGCUGCUUUCACAAACACAUCUAUGCUCCUAUUGGCCAGUCUGCUUUUCUAUUGGCUAGGAACAUCUGUCCAAGUCAUCACGUUGUGCUGCGAGCGUCACCCCCAGCAACACUUUUAAUGAAUAUUUUGUGUAGGUUUUUCAUGCCAAAUAUGAUUUUACUGAUAGAUUUACAGUGCACUUUUUUUGAAGCAAGCGAGAGAUCCGUGUCACGGCGAGCGAGCAAGAUUUUACCUUCAUUCAGAAUCUAUAACCUGCAAACUUUGUAUAAGCGGCACAGAUUUUCCUUUUCUUCUCAUUUUAAUCAUGAGUUUGUCUUAUGAUUUUAAUCUCAUUAAGAAACAGCUGGACCCCAAAUUAUUUACAAUCACGAAUGAUCAAAAACGUCUCCAAAACAAUGAAGCCUACUUUUAGAAACAUUUCUGCAUUGCCUUUCCUCUGCAAAUGUCUGACGCGAGAUAUUUUAUACUCUUUUUACGGACAUAUACAUAUUAAGAAUUUGGAGGAAAACUGUGUUCAUUGCUUUAAGGUUUACAUAUCAAUUCUUGAUUUCUUUUUCAUUUGUUGGGAUGGAACUUGACUAAAACAGGUCAAUCUUUUGCAUUACGAAAGCAGUGAUGACAGAAGCAUUCCUAUCCCGUCAUUAAUAAAGAUAAUUCACUCUUGAAAUCUAUGAAGUGAAUAGUUUUGAUAUUAGCACAAGAAACACUAGACGUGUGUGCUGGGAGCAGGUCUUUUCUGUGGAGGGAAGACCAAACCUCAUCACCGUCCGGUUCCACAGAUCUUCAAAACCACAAGACCUGAUGGAGUAAUCUGACAUCAAGAUGUCUCAUACAGCCCUGUUAGCAAAGCAAGGACGGAUAAAAAGCCGUUUUUUAGUCUAAACAAAGAAAGGACACGAUAGCGACGCAAUGCGGAAUGAGCAAAAGCCUCAAUUUACUUUUUGCCCCUUUCCACACCGGAGAGUUCGGAUCAGUUCUGUCACCUCAUGUUGUCUUAAAGUGCUUAAAUGGAUUUGCGUGCGGGGAGAGAGGGUGAUGCAUACGUAACGCAGAUGACACAGUGACGAGUUCCGGGCCUCGAUGACAUUAACAAUAUGUGCAAACCCAAACGGGCGCACGAGCGGCUGUGAAU